AUGGUUAUAUCUUUUUCGAACGAUGAUCUAAAAGGAGUGCAGACACCACAUGACGACACCUUGGUAAUCACCAUGACUUUAGUCGAUUGCAGGGUAAAGAGGAUUUUGGUGGAUAACAGCAGCUCAGCUAAUAUCCUAUUCCUCGAAGCCUUCCAAAAGAUGGGUUUGGACAAAGAAAAGCUAAAGAAGGUCGAACACCAAUUGCAAGGGUUCUUAGGGGCCUUGGUAAGAGUUGAAGGUUUAAUUGAAUUACCAGUAAGAGCUGGCACUAGAGACAGCCAAGUCACAGUUAUAAUAAACUUCCUCGUGGUCGACAUCACUUCUGCGUACAAUGUCAUAUUGGGAAGAGUUGGCUUGAACCUGCUAAAAGCCAUCGUUUCCUCACAACAUCUCAAGAUGAAGUUUCCUAUAAGGAAUGGGGUUGGUGAACGCCGAGGUGAUCAAGAAGCAUCCCAAAAAUACUAUGCCACUACCCUAUGGGGAAAAGAGAAAGCAGGCGAAGCACUUUCGAUAAAAUACCUACGCGAUGACACCAAUCAUCGAAGUGGAGAACCAGUUGAGGACUUAAUCCUGUUUGAUGUUGAAGAAGGGGACAACAAUCCCUUAGACAUACCUGGGAUAGCUCGAGAAGUGAUUGAGCAUCAACUAAGUGUUAAUCCGCCUAAGAAGCUAGUACAGCAGAAAAAGAGAGCUUUCACCCCUGAGAGGCAGCAGAAGAUAGAUGAAGAGGUAGAGAAAUUGCUAAAGGCAAAGUUCAUCCGCUAA
Messenger RNA from Macadamia integrifolia, 765 nucleotides. RefSeq lists its product as uncharacterized. NCBI's taxonomy places the organism in Eukaryota, Viridiplantae, Streptophyta, Magnoliopsida, Proteales, Proteaceae. The record is from RefSeq and is a predicted model, not a curated record. Bases 1 to 765 code for a protein of 254 amino acids. The transcript has 2 exons.